Messenger RNA from Trichomonas vaginalis G3, 546 nucleotides. Its product is annotated as GTP binding. Gene Ontology annotation, molecular function: GTPase activity; GTP binding. Bases 1 to 546 code for a protein of 181 amino acids. Lineage: Eukaryota; Parabasalia; Trichomonadida; Trichomonadidae. Gene Ontology annotation, cellular component: cytoplasm. The record is from RefSeq and is a predicted model, not a curated record. The transcript has a single exon. Gene Ontology annotation, biological process: vesicle-mediated transport; intracellular protein transport.
AUGGGUCUCUUAUUCAGUGAAACAUUCAAGAAGUGGUUCGGAAACCGUGAAACACGUGUCCUCAUGCUCGGUCUCGAUGCUGCAGGCAAGACAACAGUCCUUUAUAAGCUUAAGCUUGGUGAACAUGUUACAACAAUCCCAACAAUUGGUUUUAACGUCGAAACAAUCGAGUACAAAGGUUUCAAUAUGAAUGUUUGGGAUGUCGGUGGCCAGGACAGAAUCCGUGCUCUCUGGCGCCACUAUUUCCAUAAUACUCAAGGCCUCAUCUUCGUUGUCGAUUCUAACGAUGUUGGCCGUAUCGAUGAAGCCCGCGACGAACUCCACAAGCUUCUCGAAGAGGAUGAGCUCCGCGAUUCAAUCCUUCUCGUUUAUGCUAACAAGCAAGAUCUUCCAAAUGCUGUUAAGCCACAAGAACUUGGUAACAGACUUCGCCUUAACACUAUUACAAACCGCCCAUGGCAAGUUCAGGGCUGCUGCGCUACAACAGGUGAUGGCUUAUACGAAGGCCUUGACUGGCUUGGUGAUCAGAUCAACCAGCACUUCUAA